UUCUGCAAUUGCCAUCGAGUAACACACCUCCGGCCCUCCCACCCACUAAGAAACCGUUCCCUUCCCCGGGCGUCGUUCUCCCGAUCGCCGCACGGAGAAACAGACGGAGAGAGAAGGGCAUUUGGAUUGCCCGCCGGCGCCGGAUCCCGCCGCCCGCAGCCAGUUCCCGCCUCCCAUCGCCGGAUCCUUGCAUCUUCCUUCGCAUCCCGUCCUCCACCACCGGAUCCCGUCUUCUUUCCUGGCGGCGACGGCUCGGCGAACGGCGCCGCUCUUUGCCAGGUGUUCGUCGGGCUCUUCUCCGGCCACCAGCAGCACCAGGGUGGAAUAGGGGAGGGCGAUAGAUCAUGGCGGAUUUCUCCAAGGAAUCUUGCCCUUCUGUGAAGAAUAUUUUGCUUCUGGAUUCUGAAGGGAAGCGUGUUGCUGUGAAGUAUUUCUCAGAUGAUUGGCCGACUAAUGCAUCAAAGUUGGCCUAUGAAAAAUCUGUCUUUACUAAAACUCUGAAGACAAAUGCACGGGCAGAAGCUGAGAUAACAUUGUUUGAUGGUUAUAUUGUCGUUUACAAGUUUGUUCACGACCUUCACUUUUUCGUCACCGCUGGAGAUGAUGAGAAUGAACUCAUCUUAGCAAGUGUACUAAAUGGUUUUUCUGAUUCUGUUGGUCUUCUACUCAGGGGUGAUGUUGAGAAGCGGACUGCGCUUGAGAACUUGGACUUGAUACUUCUCUGCAUUGAUGAAAUUAUAGAUGGCGGCAUCAUUCUGGAAACAGAUGCAAACACCAUUGCUGGUAAGGUAGCAACCAAUGCUGUUGACGGUUCUGUCCCCUUCUCUGAGCAGACGAUAACUCAGGCACUAGCCACAGCUAGGGAGCACUUUGCAAGAUCUCUGCUGAAAUGAACAGCCAGCAUUCUUUUACGACUUACUAUAUGACCUAUAUGUGUGUUAAAGGCUGGGCUACUGUACUUUUGAGAUUCUGGGAGUUGUUAGUAAUCCUAAAGUGCUACCAUGACUGAUAACCUAGUCUAAUGUUUGGUACCAAGAGUUGGUCUCAUGCAUGCUUUGUAAUUUUUUUUUGAACCGGUGAUUUUGUAUCUGCCAUAUUUCAAAGGAAAUAUAAAUAAAGAAUCGUGUAAUUGGGUGUAAUAUAAUCUUUAUAAAAAAAUGUUGGUCUCAA
Molecule: messenger RNA, 1170 nt
Organism: Setaria italica (foxtail millet)
Lineage: Eukaryota; Viridiplantae; Streptophyta; Magnoliopsida; Poales; Poaceae
Product: coatomer subunit zeta-2
Exons: 7
Coding region: 345-893 (182 amino acids)
Biological process (GO): intracellular protein transport; intra-Golgi vesicle-mediated transport; retrograde vesicle-mediated transport, Golgi to endoplasmic reticulum
Cellular component (GO): COPI vesicle coat
Source: RefSeq, a predicted model, not a curated record